UCGAAACUUCGACACAAAAACCUAAGUGCAACGGGAACCCGCCUGCUCAAACAUAACUCCAGUUCAGUUUUGCCGGAGAAUCUUACAUAAGCAAUUUCUCUCACACACACGACCUCCAUAAAACAUAGCACCGGCGGCAAUUUUGCAUAUUCAUUCGACUCUCUCUCUCGCCCCCUCCCUCAGCUUUUUCAUAUUCAGAGUUUAGCAUCUACUUGAAGACAUGCCGCAAGAGCUUCCAGGUUUCUAUUUCGAUGCUGAGAAGAACAGAUACUUCCCUAUCAGAGGCCCUAUUCCUGGCUCAUCUCGAAGUAAUAAUGAUAAUAAUGCUUCUUCUUCCUCAAGCCGUGCUCAUAAAUCUUCGACUGAACCUGAACAGUCUAUGAUACGUAAAGUAUAUAGAAGAGCUACCGCUAAAAUGCUUCUAAGCAGGGAGUUAUAUGGUCAUGUCAUCAUUUCUGCGAAAGGAAAAUACAACUUUAGGGAGGAAUGUACAAAGGGACUAGUAUCAGAACCUACGAUUUGGAGGUAUAGUGGGACAGAUGGUAUUGCUUAUAGUGCCUUGGAGCAAGUAGAUUGUAGUACUGCCAUGCAAAAUGGGGACGUUAAGAAUGAAGUUCUACUAGCAGGCGGUACAAAUGGUUAUCUCAGUUUUCAUGUAGUUGAUAAACAUGCUCUACAAUUUACUCAUGGAGUUAGAGGCACACCAGAUUGUGCAUGGCCUCUUGAUACGAAAGCGAAAGAAAGAUCUGCUCAAUCACCUGGACAUCUAUGGAGACUUGAUGGAGCUUCACUGAAUAUGUCCUCUUCUAUAUCUUGCAUAAAGAAAUUCGGGAAGCCCGGUCAGCAUAAGAUUUUGAUUGCUACCCUGGGAUCUGACACAUCUGGUGGAUCUGUUUCUGUGCUGAACCUUAGUCAUCAACAUGCGCUCCCUUCAGGUUUACCCAUGAUACAGGGAAAUUUUUAUGAAAUUGCAUCAUUUAAUCGCACAGUUUGGACUGCAGAUUGCAACUCCAGGGGUAGUCAAGCUUUAAUAGGAACCAACCUUGGAGUUACAUUAUUGAAUAUUGAAACUGGAUCACAGUUAUGGGUUUGUCGUUGUAAGAGCGAUAUUUUCUCAGUACAAAUGGAUCAAUCGGAGAAUAGUGCAUUGUGUGGACUGCGAAAUGGAGCAAUUGUGAACGUUGAUUUUCGGCUGAGGCCACACAGCAAUUUUAGACUUACUAGACAACGAGUCGCGCUGCAUUCUAACAACACUAGGAAGUCAUUGAGCGGAGCUAGUCAAAAUGCUAAGAAACACUGGUUUGAGUUUAUGGGGAGCAUACAUCACCAUGGUACAAUAUCAAUGCCUUCAUCUAUUUCCUGUUUGGCAUCACUUAAGUUGUAUGACCAAUACUUUCUAGCGAGCUCCAUGGAUGGAUCUAUCAAACUUUAUGAUCAAAGAAUGGUUCAGAGGGGGGCUGUGCAAUCUUACGAGGGAAAUGUGAAUUCUCAUACUAAAAUUCAGCUUGGAGUUGACCCAUCAGAGAACUUUGUUGCAUCAGGUGGAGAAGACAGCAAAUUGCGGCUUUGGAGUAUCAAGUCUGGAGAACUACUGUUGGAGGAGAAGUUCAUGACUUCUAUCCCCUCAGUUGUUUGUUGGCAGAAAAGCGAAGAUAACUGUGCAAGGGGUGACUAUAUAGAUGAUGAGCACUCUUAUUGGGGGAAAGCCUGGCUUGGAUCUCGAGACGGUCUCUUUCAUAUGCGGUGGCCGUAGUUUGCCUUUAAAACCCAAAUUCACUGUCUUCUGAAUUCGUUCAUUUUCUACCUUGAUAUCAACGGGCUCUACUUGAAAUUUAGCAAAGUGCUGAAAUGGCCAUACUUUGGAUUUAUCAUCCAAGUUUUAAGUUGGUCUCUAAAAGAUAAUAGAGCUUAAUCUAGAACUCUGAUCAACUUCUUAAUCUCCAAAUUAUUAUUAUGGACGCCAAAAUAUAACUCACUCCUGGUGAUCAACUCUUCAAUCUCAACUAUCAACUUCUAUGGCCCAUGGUGAUCCAUUCAAACUUGUAAAUUUGGAUAUGAAGGUUAAAUAUUGUGGAUUUCCAAAGAUGUACUCUUUAGUUGGACUAAUGAGUCUUCAAUUAAAUAUGAGAUGUAUAUAUAUGAUCUAACUCAGUAACUUUGUUUUGUAUUUUUAUGUUGAUGUUUAUUAUGGGAAAUUAAAGACCUUGGCCUGAGAUUUAUAUUGAA
Daucus carota subsp. sativus is the source of this 2226-nucleotide messenger RNA. RefSeq lists its product as uncharacterized. Gene Ontology annotation, molecular function: protein binding. Lineage: Eukaryota; Viridiplantae; Streptophyta; Magnoliopsida; Apiales; Apiaceae. The coding region runs from base 221 to 1753 and encodes 510 amino acids. The transcript is spliced from 13 exons. The record is from RefSeq and is a predicted model, not a curated record.